Messenger RNA from Prosopis cineraria, 1412 nucleotides. Its product is annotated as CASP-like protein 4A1. The transcript has 3 exons. Bases 147 to 1205 code for a protein of 352 amino acids. Lineage: Eukaryota; Viridiplantae; Streptophyta; Magnoliopsida; Fabales; Fabaceae. The record is from RefSeq and is a predicted model, not a curated record.
UUUCUCUCCCAAAGAUGCAUUAUUUUAUUGAAACCUGAAUUAUACACAAGUAAACAACCUCCAGUUCUUCGCCAGAACAGAAGUGGACUGAAAGGUGAAGACCGAAGACCGUGCCGUUCGUCAAAUUUGUCCGAUUUCAAAACCCCAUGGGUGAAGGCUCAGAGCAAGGCAUGAAGAAACUGGAACCGAAAGCAAAAGCAGCAGAAGACGCCCAACAAACGAAUAAGGAUUCGCUGCUCAAAGACGAAGACGACUCCGAACAGAAGAAGAAAGACCACACACUUCCUGACGCAUCCCCAUCCUUCGCACAGCAGGCUCCUCAUCUUCGGAGCCGCAAAUCACCGUCCCCGCCUGACCAUUCUUCUACGGAAUCGCCGAUUUCCGAGGGUCACUGCUCCCCCUCUCCCACCCUCGACAAACGCUUCUCUUCUCCGCCGCAAAACUCGCCUCCCCGCUCCUCGCCGGAUUCAUCGAUCUCCUCUGAUCUCUGCUCCAUCACUGAUGGAGCCCCUCCGGUGGAAGAGCAUCGUUUCUCCCCGAAGCCACCGGAAAAGCCUGCAUCGCCGGUUGUGGUGGCUAAUCGGUUUCAGGUGGAGCCCAAGGUGGUUACCAAGGUAGAUCCGGGAGCCCAAGAAGGUGUCGUGGGCGUCAAUGAUGUUGAAGAAGGCACUGGUGCCGCCUUCGCGGGGAGCGAUAAUCGGCGAUUAAGGCCAGACGUAUACAGUUUAUUGAGGUCGAAGAAAGAGAGCAAGUUGAACAAAGCUUUGUUGGGGCUUAGGAUCAUUGCUUCUGUUCUCUGCUUGGCCUCUCUCUCGGUUUUGGCAGCUGAUAGGGAAAAGGGUUGGGCUCUGGACUCCUUCUACGUGUACAAGGAAUUCAGGUAUACUUUUUCAGUUAAUGUAAUAGCAUUUGUUUAUUCUGGGUUGCAAGUAAUUGGUCUAGUCAAGUACCUUAUCACCGGAAAAUACAUAUUGCAGCAUCGUCUAAGGGGUUUCUUCAAUUUUUCCAUGGAUCAGAUCUUGACUUAUCUUCUAAUGUCUGCAUCAUCAACGGCUGCUACAAGAGCUUAUGAAUGGGAAUCCAAUUGGGGUGAAGACGUGUUCCCAGAGAUGGCUAAUGCAUCUGUGGCUUUGUCCUUUGUUGCGUUCGUGGCUUUUGCCUCAAUCUCUGUUGUCUCUGGUUACAUCCUUUGCAAGUUCAGGUAGUUUAUAUUUUUAAAUGACUGCCCUUUGCACACUCUUCUGUCUGUUGAUGGAUGGAAUUAUUCAUCUUGCCCGAUAGUUGAAUGCCUUCAAAUUUCAGAAAGAAAAUUCGUUUCUGAAGAGAUGUAUUACUUUUUCAACCUCUGUACAGAAAUAGAAAAAGAUACUGAAUGUUUAUAUCUAGAUUUGUAUAAUAGAUUGUUUACAACC